AUGCCGCUGGUGAAGAGGAAUAUUGAGCCCCGGCAUCUAUGCCGGGGGGCUCUUCCCGAGGGGGUGACGAGUGAGCUGGAGUGUGUCACCAACAGCACGCUGGCUGCCAUCAUCAAGCAGCUGGGCAGCCUCAGCAGGCACGCGGAGGACAUCUUUGGCGAGCUGUUCAAUGAAGCCAACAGUUUCUACAUGCGGAUGAACUCGCUACAGGAGAGGGUGGACCUGCUGGUCAUCAAGGUGACGCAGCUGGACUCCACCGUGGAGGAAGUUUCGCUGCAGGACAUCAACAUGCGGAAAGCCUUCAAGAGCUCGACGGUGCAGAACCAGCAGGUCGUGUCUCGCAAUUCCAUCCCCAACCCGGUGAUGGAGAUGUACCAGCGCUGCGACAAGCCCCCUCCACUCAACAUCCUCACGCCCUACAGGGAUGACAAAAAGGACGGCCUCAAAUUCUACACCGACCCCUCCUACUUCUUCAACUUAUGGAAGGAGAAGAUGUUGCAGGCGACAGAAGAUAAGAGAAAGGAGAAGCGCAGGCAGAAGGAGCAGCGACUGGUGGAGGAUUCCACCCGGGAGGUGAAGAAAGUGAGGAAAGCCCGCAACCGGCGCCUGGAGUGGAACAUGAUGGCGUAUGAUAAAGAGUUCCGACCCGAUAACAGGUUCUCACCAUCCCCCUAUCACGUGGCGUCAUCGGAAGGAUCACUGUCCCCAGAUAAUAG
This is a messenger RNA of Pterocles gutturalis (yellow-throated sandgrouse), 716 nucleotides long. Its product is annotated as wiskott-Aldrich syndrome protein family member 3-like. The annotation marks the transcript as partial. Gene Ontology annotation, molecular function: Arp2/3 complex binding; protein kinase A regulatory subunit binding. NCBI's taxonomy places the organism in Eukaryota, Metazoa, Chordata, Aves, Pterocliformes, Pteroclidae. The transcript is spliced from 5 exons. Gene Ontology annotation, biological process: positive regulation of Arp2/3 complex-mediated actin nucleation; actin cytoskeleton organization. The record is from RefSeq and is a predicted model, not a curated record. Gene Ontology annotation, cellular component: cytoskeleton; lamellipodium; SCAR complex.